CUUUGAAAAUGAGGAAAAAUAUGGCAGCGGAGGCGUGCAUUACUUCUAGAUUCCUAUUCAAAAUUAGGAAGAAUAUAGCGGCGGGAUUUCUAUUGUCGCCACUGUUUGUAAAGGUUUAUUGAGGCAAAGCGAAUGAUGCAAACACGGCAUCUAGAAAAUUUUUGUUUCAAAAUGAUUAAUGCACUAAAAUCCAAGGGCGGCCGCCCGACGAGAACAACGAAAUUUGUUUCAGCUUAUCUAUACUUAUUGUUUUUAGAUAUUUUGUUGUUUAAUGAUGAAGUACUAAAUUAUUUAUAGAUAUUCCAAAGUCUAAAGCCUAGCUUUCGUGGAGCGGAAAAUCGCGUUGCGGGUGCGGAAUAUCAGAAGCGAGAUUCCGGAAGCGGAUUUUUAGUUAUACUUAGGGUAUUUCAUAUUAUAUUUUAGUGACUUUUAUCAAAUGUCGUACCAUACAUUCACUGCAUACAUCUCAAAGGUGACAGUAAAAAGUGACAGAGAUUGAAAAUCGCGCAAAAGUUGAAAAUAAUUUAAAGUUGAUAUUUCCCCGCUGCGGAACAAAUUUUGAUAAUUCCGCCUGCGCCACGCGAUUUUCCGCUUCAUGAGAACUAGUCUUAACAGUUUUAGAGUAGGUAUUUUAUAUGUAACCAAAUAUGCAGAUGUGGCUGCGAAUUCUGAUAUUAUUCUCGUAGCGUUUUUUUUUUAUAUCUAUUUAGUAAAUUGCACAGUUUAUAAUUAUUUUCUCAACAAAUCAAUCUGUAAAAAUGGCUAAAGUGCUCCUUAACACAUUAUUCAUACUAAUUACAUUAAAAACCGGUAUAAAAUGUAAUGAAUCCCACCAAAGAGUUCGAAGACUCGUUGGGGCGGAACCCGCCAAUAAUGUCGACCCAGUGGUGUACGUGCGUUUUAACGGUCGCGCCGCUCGAGUGGAAGGGACCAGAGAUUUUCCCAAUUACGUUUUUAAAGGGAUAAAGUAUGCCCAACCUCCGGUGGGAGCAGGUAGAUUUUUGCGACCAAAAGAAAAAUUCUUAGAAGGUGAAGUCAAUGCCACAGUGUAUCCGCCGCCUUGCAUUCAGCCAGCACCUGGAAGAACUAAUACGGUUAUAGGAAACGAGGAUUGUUUGGCUUUAAAUAUUUUCACCCCCGAUUUGCCCACUGGAACGGAAGGUUUGCCUGUAAUAGUGUGGAUUCACGGUGGCGGUUUCCGGUACGGUUCGGCGUCACAAUACGGGGUCAGACAUUUGGUGGGUCAACGUCUAGUCGUUGUAACCAUCCAGUACCGUUUGGGAUCUUUGGGUUUCCUCAGUUCGGGUAGCAAACAUUUACCUGGCAAUGCCGCUCUAUGGGACAUGGCCUUAGCGGUACAAUGGAUCAGAAAUUACAUUGGAUUUUUCGGGGGCAAUCCUCAUAGGAUCGUUGUUAUGGGUCAUGAUACGGGAGCAAGUAGUGCUUUGUUGCUAUCGCUGACGAAAAUUGCUAAAGGUAUGCCUAAUGCUAUAGUAGCCAUGUCAGGAACAGCAGUGUCACGAUGGGCAAUCGAUAAUACUCCUUCUGAUACAGCCCAGCAAAUAGCUGAAGAAAAUGGCUGUCCAACGGGCAAUGCGGUGACUAUGGUAAAAUGUUUGCAAAAAGUUCCAGCAGAAUCGAUCGUCAAGGGUGAUUCUCGAAUAGAAUUUCAGCACUUGCAAUCCAGAGGUUUUGUGACCGGCCUAAACGGUAGACUAGGAACCGCUCCAGUUUCCGAAGGUUCAAACGACGGUAGAUCUCUACCAGGGAUGGUCGAGAUUGAUCCUGUAGAGUCCAUGUAUAAACAGGAAAAUCCCAAGAUUCCUUUACUAACUGGGGUGACCAAAGAUGAGACAACCAAAGCAGUAAAAGGUCAGUUCAAAUCGGACAUCCUGAAACAGUUAAAAUCGGUACCGAACUUCUUGAAUAAAGUCCUCGUUGAAAACUUGCACAAUUCGUCUGUAUUAAGCAAGCUGAGUGGGAAACUCGGCAAUAUUGCACAAACCGGCCAAAAUAUAACCAGCUCAUUACUUUCCAAUGGAGCAAACGCUUUGGAAGGAUUGGGAAAUAGUUUACAAUUGAAUUUUGAAAACUAUUUGAAAGCUAAGCAGAACGACAUUGAGGAAAAUUUGCAGAAGAUUUCAGAAGCGACAGCUGACGCUUUAUUCAACGUGCCAGCAUUCUUGCAAGCCCAAUUAUGGAAAGGCGCCCCCACUUAUCUCUAUAGUUUCGAGCACUCUGGAAAUAUGCAUAGGGGAUUUAGUUUUUUGCAAGGAUUGCCCAUAGUUGGUAAUGCUUCUUCCACAGAGACAAAUUCAAACGACACUGUAGGUCAUGGUGAUGAACUGUCCUACCUUUUUGACGCUCACGAUCUUGAAGGUAAUCCUCUUCCUACAAAUGAACCGACUGAAGAUGAUCUAAAAGUAAGAAACUUCUUCACUCAAAUGAUUGCCGAUUUUGCCCGACACGGAGAGUUCAAAAUCGACAACAAAAAAGUACCUUCGUUCAACUUGGGCGAAAACAAUUUCGUGCAAAUCAAACCGGAACCGAUUCUGGCAAAUAAAUUUAAAUUUUGCGAGAUGGCGCUGUGGACUAAUAUUGGAGAUCGGCUCAAGAGCAACUCCUGUCAGUUUCUGAAAGCACUGGAAAGUGGAGUGUCUAAAAAUCUAGGUAAGGUGCAAGAUUUGGGUAGUUUAGUUCCCGGUUGGAAUAGUCAGAGCCCGAAUAAAAAUCCGUUAGGGGGAAUUUUGGGUAGUAGUGGACAACAAAGCGUUAAGUCGCAAAAAUCGAAUCCCCUUGGUAUUAUUGGAUAAUUAUAUUAUUGGAUAAAUAAAUUAGGUAUGUCUACGUAUACCUUAAAAAAAAUAAUAAAUGUUUG
Molecule: messenger RNA, 2878 nt
Organism: Ceutorhynchus assimilis (cabbage seed weevil)
Lineage: Eukaryota; Metazoa; Arthropoda; Insecta; Coleoptera; Curculionidae
Source: the annotation of a GenBank genome assembly